AUGUAGGAGUGGCCUAAGAAAUUGUUUCUUGCUAUUGCAUUCGUCUCUUGCUUCACCUGUUAUGCAAGACCAGACUACAAUCUCCCGCUAUUCGCCUUUGCAUAUUUGCUUUGGGACAUAGACAGACCUGUAAGUGAAUCAUCUAAGUCAAUUUAGGUAUCGCAAAAGAUUAGAUUAAUUUACCUAUUUGUUUAUUCGUGGAUUAUUGAUUUCGUUUGGCUUGUUUAUUGGGGUCCAUUUUGGAAUUCAUCCACUUUCAGUCAUAAUUGGGCUGAUGGAAUUUAAACCUUUGUGUUAGUGUUGUCCGUUAUCAACUUUAUCUUGAAAUUGGGUACAAUUGUAGUGUGCAUUUUGGCAGAGAAAGAAUGCAAAGAUGCAUUACAUCCUGAAAAUGCAAUGGGACAUGCGAAGAACAUCUUUAAUAGUGAUGGUUAGCAUUAAUGA
Molecule: messenger RNA, 444 nt
Organism: Paramecium tetraurelia
Lineage: Eukaryota; Ciliophora; Oligohymenophorea; Peniculida; Parameciidae
Exons: 2
Source: RefSeq, a predicted model, not a curated record